This is a messenger RNA of Cuscuta campestris, 1661 nucleotides long. The record is from the annotation of a GenBank genome assembly. Lineage: Eukaryota; Viridiplantae; Streptophyta; Magnoliopsida; Solanales; Convolvulaceae.
ACUAAAUAUACUUUUUCUCCUAUUUUGACUAAAAAAAGUCGUAAUUAGACAAGGAGUUUGUACAAAAGAAAAAGAGUGGAUGUUGUGUCCUAUAUUUUUGCCAUUUGAUUCAUUUCCGUCUGCACAUUCAUUCUCGUAAACCUUUGGAAGCAUUCAUUUCGCCUAAUGUUCAAUAGAUUUCUAAUGACUCGUCCGCUCACUCUUUUCUUGUUCAUCUGAGAAUGGCGAAUGGUAAAAAUUAUCACCAUGAUAUCAUCAGCAACCUUCCCGACAGUUUAAAGGAAUCCAUCUUAAUCUGUUUGCCUCUUCGAGAUGCUGUUAGGACAAGUGCGCUUUCAUGAAAUUGGAGAUUUGCAUGGACUAGACUUCCACAUCUUAAACUUGAUGGGACACUGUGGCCAGGAUCAAGUGUCAGCGAGGACUUGGCACUUCUCAAAUGUCUUAGAUGCAUCUUUAAUGUUCUACUGUCUCAUGAAGGUCCUAUCACUAAGCUCACAUUUUCAAUUCCUGGGUUGAAAGAUUGUGCUGAGAUUAACAAGAUACUGCACAUGCUUUCAAAGCGUAGCGAUAUCGAAAAGCUCAGACUUAUCCUUGGCUCUGAUGAGCAUAAGUUACCUUCUUCGUUCUUUAGAUUUCAGAAAGUGAAACAUGUGAAGCUUUAUUCUUGCUCCAUUCAUCCACCUUCUGGGUUCACCGGAUUUAGCCAGCUUGUCACUCUUACCAUGUGGGGGGUAGCCAUUGGUUCAGAACAGCUUGAAGGCCUUGUUGCUUGCUGCCCCUUACUUGAAAACUUGACGCUACAUGUCUCUGACACAUAUGAAGCCCUUGAGGUUCAAGCUCCUAAACUUAAGCGCUUUAGAUUUCAAAGCAGAAUAAAAUCCGUUUCUUUCAAGAAUUCACCUCUUCUUGAAGAAUUCGUAAUUUUCUAUUUCUUCCCACCUCGUGAUAUGGAGGAAGAAAGAAGCCUGUUACUAGAGAACUAUAAAUUUUUUGAGCUAUUAAAUUCUCUGCCAGAGCUUAGAGUACUAUGCUUUGAUAAUUUCUUUAUGGAGUCUGUAGCUGCAGGUGGAAUCCCAACAAGGCCUAGCUUUACCUUAGUCCACCUUAACAGGCUUGAGCUUGAACAUUUCUGCUUAGACGAAUUUGUGGGGAUUUCAUGUUUACUUUGCCUAAUUAGGAUCUCACCAAACUUGCGAGAACUCACUAUGACUAUAUGCACGGAUGAUAGUGCAAGUGCCUUGGCAAUUCCUACCUUCAAGCUGGUGGACGUAGAAGAAUAUUAUGACAUAAAACUGGAUCAGCUAAGGGUGGUGGACUUCACAUGUUUUGCCGGCACAAGGAACCAAAUGGAACUUGUUAAGUUUCUACUAAUCAAAUCCCCCGGGCUCAAGAAAAUGGAACUUCUAACCGACUUUGACAUGAUUUUGGAAAGAAAAAUGUGAUACUACAAGAGCUAACACAAUUCCAGCGUGCAUCCCCAACGGCAGAGAUUGUUUAUAAAUAGUUGCAGAGCCAUUUAUUAAGCAUUGCCAAACUCUAUCAGAUAACGCAACAUGCCAAUUUGGUGCUUAUGUUAAGUCCCAGCAACUCAUGUCCAUUGUCAUUUCUUGAUGUAGUGUUUUGUAGGGAGGAAAAAUUCUUGUAAGAUGCUUAAGAUUGUG